Molecule: messenger RNA, 1392 nt
Organism: Ostrinia nubilalis (European corn borer)
Lineage: Eukaryota; Metazoa; Arthropoda; Insecta; Lepidoptera; Crambidae
Product: cytochrome b-c1 complex subunit 1, mitochondrial-like
Exons: 1
Coding region: 1-1392 (463 amino acids)
Cellular component (GO): mitochondrion
Molecular function (GO): metalloendopeptidase activity; metal ion binding
Source: RefSeq, a predicted model, not a curated record
AUGAUUAGAAAAAUACUGUGUUCAUUUUCAAACGUGGUUAGACUGCCAACCAGACUAUGUUCUUGUGUAUGUCACCCGUCGCCUGUGCCAAGUAACACCAAGCUCACUAUCCUCGACAAUGGAGUUCGAGUCGCCACAGAGACCAACGCUUCGUCAGUCGCUGGCGUCGCAUUGUUCAUCGAAGCUGGUUCCCGGUUUGAAACCGCAUGUAACAACGGAAUAACACAUUUUGUAGAACACAUGGCAUACAAAGGUUUCAACUCCAUGAACAGAUGCCAACUCCAGGAGCUACUGAGAUGUAUGGGGGCGAAGAUGACGGCGUACACGUCACGAGAGAUUCAAGUAUUCUCAGCGAAAUGCCUAACAGAUAAUGUCCCAGUCAUGGUGGGUAUUUUGUCUAAUGUCAUCGCCGAUUUAGCACUGAAUGAAUGUGAUGUUGAAGUGGAAAAGAUGAACAUGCAAUUAGAGUUGAUGGAUGCAGACCGGGACCCAAGAACUGUUCUUUUUGACUACCUCCACGCUACAGCAUUCCAAGGUACACCUUUAGCUAAACGUGUCAUCGGAACCUCGGAGAAUAUUGAACGUUUUGAUAAAUUCUAUACGACAGCAUUCCUCUGUGAACACUAUCAACCAUAUAAACUGGCUCUCAUUGGCGUAGGGAAUAUUCACCACGAAAAUAUGGUUUGUUAUGCCCAAGCGAAAUUAGGCCACAUGGUUGGAGAUCCCUGCUGUGAGUCAGAAGAAGGUCCCACCCGCUUUACAGGAUCUCAGGUGCUGUUUCGUGACGACUCCAUGCCUUUUGCCCACGUGGCUGUCGCUUUUGAAGUGUCUGGCUACAACAGUCCUGACUACAUGCAGCUAUUGACAGCGAAAAAUAUGAUUGGCACUUGGAGAAAGGGCCAAGGAGGCGGCACAAAAAAUGGGUUUCCAUUAGCUCAAGCUGCGGCUACGGAGGACAUCUGUGAAUAUUUUGAAUCAUUCUAUAUCCCAUACCGCGACGUGGGUCUGUGGGGGAUAUAUUUUGUUGCUCGCAAAAUGGAUGUAGAGGAUAUGCUGCAUAACAUCCAGAAUGCAUGGAUGCAUCUGUGUGUCACGACACAAUUUUACGACGUGGAAAGGGCAGUAAACCAAUUAAAGUUGCAGUUUGCCAAGAAUAUUGAGGGUAAUAUGCGGUCUUGCCAUGAUCUCGGGUUACAGACAAUGUACUCUUGUGGGAGAAGUGGCUUAGAUGACAUGUUCCAUGAAUUGAAGGGUAUUGAGCAGCAGGGCCUAAAGGCUGUAAUGGACAAAUACAUCUACGAUCGUUGCCCUGCCGUGGCUGCUAUUGGACCGGUUGAAGGUUUGCCCGAAUAUACUAGAAUAAGGGCUGGUCAGUACUGGCUAAGACUUUAA